Molecule: messenger RNA, 5787 nt
Organism: Podospora pseudocomata
Lineage: Eukaryota; Fungi; Ascomycota; Sordariomycetes; Sordariales; Podosporaceae
Exons: 2
Coding region: 1-3894 (1297 amino acids)
Source: RefSeq, a predicted model, not a curated record
AUGCAACAACCCCUUAUUACACCAAGAGACGACCGAGCCUAUGAGUACAGCAUCCAGGCCACGGAAGAUUACAACUAUGAACCAAGGAGGACAGAGGGGCAGGUCGCGCCGACAUGGCAGCCACCAGCAUGGAGACCGACUGACACACCCAACUACAAGCCAAAACCACUGCGAUGGCCAUUCAUCAGCGGUCUUAUGGUCCUGCUAGUCGUGGCCAUCGCCCUUAUCAUUUUUGCCGACAGGAGCCUGCCAAACUCAGACACGAGUGCUCGGUUUUUGGGACUACAUCCCAAUGCCUCGCAACCUGUGCGGCUAGCUCGCGAUGUUCUCCCGAACAACACAGCAACCAUGACCCCAGUCAGUGGCAUGACUUCGAUGUCACAGAGCACUCUGAGUUUCGAGGAAGAGGUCAGGGUCGCUGUUCAGAGCAGUUCUUCCCCAGAGAUUGUGUCUCAGGCGACACCGACGCUUCAGUCGUCUACCGAAACACAGUCUAUACCUUCCGGCUCAACGUCCCCGAUCUUCAUCGUGACAGGCAUCACAAAGACCGAAAGACUGUCUCUCUCAGCUUCAGAAACGAUGGAUAACAACGCGUUUAGGUUGCCAGAUCCUGAAACAAGCAAUCCAUCAAGCGUUCCGUCAGUCACGAUAUCUGAAGACACCUCAGCAACUGCCUCUGGUUUAUCGUCUGUAACCGCUCCCCCUUCAGAGCCUGUCAGUUCCAGCACUAGUGCGACCAGCGUGAGCGGCAUGUCGUUGAUACCGAUAUCUGUCUCCAUAUCUUAUUUUACACGAAACGUUACAGUUCCUUUCACGACAAUUCUCUUCACCUCAACAUUCACCAGAACUCGAACGUCUUCGUUCAGCAGUGCUUCUACAUUUACCACAUCAUUUGUGACAGAUGUGACCGAUGUGGCUCCAACCACGGUCAUGUCAUUCUGGUCAUCAGAUGGAUCAGAAGGCGCAGUCCCUAUUUCCACUGGCAUGGGCACUGGCGUGAAGCCUACAACAAUCGUUUCAGGGGUGACGACGACCGUUGCAGGUGUUUCCACGGCGACAGAUGUUGUGACGUCUGUUUUUACCAGCACGCUUACCGGAGUGGUGAUUCCAAGCGUGGGCCAGGUUACGAUCACUUACUUCCAGACUGUCAUGCCUGUUCCAGUCACGGAGCCACCUAACCCGGUCAAGGUGACGGGGGUGGAAGUCAUUGACGGGACAGUCAUUGAGGUUAUUAAAACUCAGGGGCCUGUUGUGGUCGUUGUCCCCACAAACGAAGUCCAAACUAGGGUGGUUGAGCAGGAGAUUAGAACUGGUGUCGUUCGGGUCGGCGGAUCUGCCGUGACCAAUGUUGUGGUCAUCACACCGACCCCUGGCGUCGCCAUAGGCCAAGUUACUAAUGUUGAUGGUGCACCCCGGACCAUUCAAGCGGUUGUGGCACCAGUCGAAGUUGGACAGCCGGUAACUUACACAGUCGUUGACAACGUCGGGGGCUCACUUGUUUCGCAAGUUGUCGUUACUACACCGGCUGGGCCGCCUUAUCAACCGGUUUCAUACACUGUUGUCCGCGAGCAAGGAGGGUCUCUUGCGACUCAAGUCGUAGUAACCACACCAACAGGCCCUCCAGGCCAGCCGAUAACCUACACCGCCAUUAACAUGGAAGGAGGAACCCCGGUGACCCAAGUUGUCGUCACCACACCUUCCGUUGACGGCCCUUUCGUGCCCAUCACCUACCUCGUCACAACCAACAUAGGCGGCACCCCAACCGUCGUCACCAUAACCCCCGCCCCAACAACCUUUGUCACCACCAUCGACGGCACAACCAUAACCCGCGUGACAACCCCCCAAGUGACGAGCUUCACCACAACCAUAGACGGCACCCUCACCACCCUAACCCUAACCACCACCCCAACCAACACCUCCCCCAUCACCCUCACCCUCGCCACGACCUCUCGCGAGACCCUAAGCACCUUCACCAGCACCAUCCCCCCCACCACCUUUCUCACCACCAUCUCCGGCUCCCUGAGGACAAUAACCUCCACCCCCUCCCCCACCACCUCCCUCUCAACCCGCCUCCCCACAACCCUAACCUACACCUCAACCACAACCCCAACCCCCUCCUCCCCAUCCGAAUCCCUCGUCCCCCAAACAAGGGUAAUCUCCUGGUCCGAAACCGACAUCUUCCUCGGCACCUUCCUCCCCGCCCUCCUCGCCAUUGCCAUCGUGAUUCCCCUCCGCAUCAUAGACCUAAACGCAAAACUCUACCAACCCUUCCAGUCCCUUACCCUCCCCACUGGCAGUCUGGGUGCUAACACCCUACUGGUCCAAUACUCUGGCGUCCUGUCGUUUGUUACGCCAGUCAUCACCCUCUUGCAGGCUAAACACCCUGUCCCAUUCGUGACAACGCUCAUGGUCGGUUGUGGGAGUUUGAUGGUCCCUUUUGCGACUGAGGCUAUCGGGCUGAAGCUUCAUGGGGAUUGUUAUCUCAACACUGCGAGUAAGAACUGCGGUCCGGCGCUGGGGGUGAACAGGACGGCGGGGUAUGUUCUUGUUGGCCUGAUGGUUGUCGUGGUUGUUUUGCUAGGGGUGGUGAUGUGGUUCACGAACUGGGGACGGAAAGGGGUCACGGGGGUGAGGGCGAAUCCGUGGAAUUUGGCUGGGAUGGGGUCGCUCCUGGGGGGGGUGAGGAGUGAUUUGGGAGGCGGGCAUGGCAAAAAGAUGAGGUAUAAACGGUAUGGAAUGGGGUGGUAUCGGAAUCGGGAUGGGAGGGAGGAUUACGGAAUGAUAGUGUUGGAUGAGGCUGGUCAGGGGUUGCAGCAGCAGCAACAUCCUACCUCUGAGAGUGGGAGUGACGACAUGGAUGGGAGUGAUGCGGUAGCUGAUUUGAAAACGGGGGUGUCGGGGAGUCAUUUACCUUUUAUGACGUUAAGGAUACCGUGGAGGGUCGGCCUGAUUCUAUUUCAACUUGCCGUCUUCAUUUUCAUCAUCUAUUACCAUGCCUACUACCGCGGCGGGAUCAAGGACAAUGGCAAGCUCUGGACGUUUAUGAACGCCAACACCUUUGGGGUGAGGUUCUUGUCGGCGAUUAUCGGGGUGAUAGUAGCGUUUUGUUGGCAGUCCUUCUUUCUGAGCGUGAGCACCAUGACCCCCUUCCAACUAAUGGCUCUCUCAACCCAACCGGCCUCCCGCUCCAUCCUCUUCUCGCCGAACACGAACCCCUUUUCGGGGCUCUACUCCGCCAUCAGAAACAGACACAUGUUCCUGCUCGCGGUCUCAAUAGCUGCGAUCAUGUCAGAGUUCUUGCCGGUGCUGCUCUCCAACGUCCCCUUCAGCCUCUACCAAACCUCCGCCGCGGCGACCGCCUGCGCGGUUCUUUCAUGUCUCUUCUUGGCAGUGAUGCUCGCCGUGCUCGGCUGGUCGUUCUGGAUCCGAUACCCCCCGAUGCCCGCUGACCCGAGGUCCAUCGCGGGGAUGAUGUACUACCUCUCCCAGUCACCCACCCUGCUGGCAGAUUUGGAGGGGAUAUCCUCCAUGGACGGGGCCGCAAGGCGCAAACGAAUAGAAGAGAACGGUGGGAGAUAUUACUACGGGGUGCUGCCUGUUUCUGUGGAGAAUGGGUUAUGGGAGUCUCAGGACAGGAGAAGGCUAGGGGUGGAAGUGGAGACGGGAGGAGGUAGUGGUAGUAGUGGGUACGAGCCUGAGGACGGAACAACCCCGGCUUUUGCUGCGAUGGACGGGCCAGCUAUGACGGAAACGGCUCGCCGAGGCGAAUACCAUGCCGUUGAUGGCAGUGGUGAUGGCGGCAGUGGUGAGUUGAGGCAUGAUCGGAGCUUCAUGAGUCAGAACACGGCGUAUCAGGGACAUCGGAUUGAUGAACAGCCUGCGAUGUAUGGUUGAGUUUGCCCCGAACUUGACCGACAGUUCGUUUUUGAGGAAGGAAUGCCGGGAAUCCUUUUACCAACAACAUCCCACACGCACAUGAACACUCGGGAUACGGAUAUCGAGGCUCGGAUCAGUGUACUCGGACUAGAAUCAGCUGAGUGAGAGCCUGGCCAAAAAAAAAUGCUGGCUUGCUGUUGCUGCUGCUGCUGUUUGUUCGGCCGAACACAACAAAAAAAAACCGACAUGGGGAACAUCUUCUACACAACAGGCAGGUGCAAUUCUAGUCACUCCGCAUCAUUUUGUUGGUACGAGAUUUCUUUUUCGACUGAUGAGUGAGGUCAGCACCGUUUCUCUUGGCCCCCGUUUUGUGGUCUUUUUUGUCAUCAGCGCAGGGUUGCGUUGCAUGCGGCUCAGUUGCUUUAAGAUGACGCCAAUAUGGAGUCCCAAACCAGGGGAAAUCGAUAGCGCGCGAAGCUUGGGGGGAAGUUCUCGAAGGCAAAUAGCUUACACAUGUUCCCAAUACUACUAGUAGCGAGGCAAUUGCCUAGAAACAAGUUCCUUGCAUCUCGUUUUCAGUUUGAAAAGGCUUUUAUACAUGUGAAUGGCAUGGUGGCAUGGUGGUUGUAGAGAAUAAGAGGUGAGGUCACUCGGCAACAGCUCCCCAAAACUUUGGAUCGGACAGAAGCGAGCGAGAGCGGAACCGGGCGCAGGGUGAGGUGGCGGUGGAAGUGGAAUCAUAUUGCUCCGUAGUGGACCCUUUUCUCACGGGGUUCUCACAAGGGCUUGGUAGGGUAGAGCGGGCCUGGACAUAUUUGCAAGCUAAGACCGAGGCUGCUAAAAGACCAUCAGCGAUAAAUCUCGAACGUUUUCAAGAUGUGUCCAAUCUGCUUCAAUUGCUUCUCAGCCAGCUUCUCAAUCUCAGCACUAUCCUUUUAGCUCUCGUGACAGUGUCUUGUCUUGAUGAAUCCUAUUUUUGUCGUCCACAGCGUCGGGAUUUUUUUUCUGGACGGUUUCUGGUUUCCGGGUAAACUUGGCAACUUGGCAACUUGGCAAGCUUCGCGGGACGAGGAUGAUCAACCAGCAGGCGCGACCCUGGGAGUUGGACCUGUUGUGGUGAUAUCGAACUCUUGGCAAGCUAUCUUCCAAGCAGGCAGCGCAAACACAUGGCCCGACAUGGAUCUGAUGUGGGGGUUUGAGGACGUUAGGCAUCUUGGGGUCAUCUCGAUACGAGAAGGACAAGCAAAUAAACCCCUCUUUAGCAGGUGCGGGUUUGAGAAUAAAGUCCAGGGAACUCAUGGUGGGUUUAUAGCGCACACACAUAGUGUCUGUGUACCACGGGAAUUGUUUCUUCAAACAGCAAAGGCCAAAAAGGGGAAAUAAAGUUUGACAUGUCUUGGUCUUGUGCGAUGUUACAUGCUUCACGCUGCCAGGCUGGCCGACUGACUUCAAUAUCUCGUAUGUGAGAAAAAAAGAAAGAGGAGAAGAAAAAAAGAAGGGUCCAAGGGAAAGCAAGAUUGUCAGCUGAGCUGAUCUGCAGGAUGCACGCCAUGCAGUAAAAUAUUGACAGUGUGCAGCAUCUUCUUCACCUUGUGCCCGGGCGAGGGACAAAUCAGGAGCAAAGUUCUGUCUCAUUGAGACACACGAGGUUGGGUUUGACGGUGCGUGAGCCUCGAGAUGGAUAAACAACAUCCAAUUUUGCCAUGUUUUCCAUCAGUUUGGUCUACUGUGGCUACCUGUGGCGCCCCCGUCACAACUUCCAUCGCUAACACGCGGGGUUGGGUGUGUGACGUAGGGCCGGUUUUUCGGGUGUGAUGGGAUGGAAGGAAAAUUAGAAGGAAGGGAGAAGAGACAGACACAGGGAACGCCGUGCCAGCCACGCCCUUUUGGCUUUUUCUAGACAUUGCUCCG